AUGGCGCUGAAGGACAACACAUUCAUGGCCGGCGGAGGCCGAACGCGAAGCAGGGCGGGCGUGGGGGCCAGCGAUCGGGGCGCGGCCAGCUUCUGUAAUCCGUUCAUUUCCACGCCAUCGACCCUAUUUUCGCGAACUUUGCUCGUUACCUUUCUGCUGAUGACGUUCAACGUGAACGUGUGCCAGGUGGUGCAGGCCGCGACCAGUGCGAGUGCAAGUGCAAGUGCGAAUGCAGCCGUGAGAGCGGAGCGACGGCCCCGGGCCGAUCUGGAGCGGUCCGACGGCUCAUCAAUACACCAUUACGGAAUUACAGGGCAGGCACAACUCCACUCCGCUGCAGGCGGACCAGCGACGGCAACAUCGUCAGCAUCAGCCGCAGCGCUCGUCUCCGGGGCCCUCUCCUCGCCGGCAUCCGCAAUGUCCGGGCUGGCGGAAAAACCCUACUUCGACGAUGUCAACUCGCGCAACGUUACUACCGUCGUGGACGACACGGCGAUCCUGAAAUGUCGCGUGAAGCAUAAAGGCGACAGAACGGUUUCGUGGAUGCGGAAAAGGGAUUUGCACAUAUUGACAUCCAACAUCUACACGUACACCGGCGAUCAGCGCUUUUCCGUGAUCCAUCCACCCGACUCGGACGACUGGGAUCUGAAAAUUGAGUAUGCACAGCAGAAAGAUAGCGGAAUUUAUGAGUGCCAGGUGAACACGGAACCGAAAAUAAAUCUCGCCGUUUAUCUGGACGUCACAGCCGAACGAGAUUUUGCCCAAGAUUUCUCCAAGUAUGGUCCAAACACUGGCGGAAAGCACUUUAUCGGUGCAGUUGGACUAGAUUUUCUCUCAACAGCCGCCCGUGCAAAGAUAAUCGGCUCCCAGGAGGUGCACGUCAAGAAGGGUAGCACCAUCUCUCUAUCGUGUGUUGUGAAUGUCCAUGCAUCAUCCAUUUCCUGGUAUCAUGGAUCGUCAAUCGUUGACUUUGAUUCCGCCCGCGGCGGCAUCAGCUUAGAGACGGAGAAAACGGAAGGUGGCACCAGCAGCCGGCUCAUGCUGACCAGGGCGACCUUGCGUGACUCCGGCAACUACACCUGCGUCCCUACCGGUGCCAUUUCCGCCAGCGUACAGGUUCACGUACUGAACGGUGAACAUCCAGCGGCAAUGCAGACCAGCAGUGGCGUACCGUGUCCGACGCAUCAAGCUCUUAUCCUUCUUUUUGUAUCAUUGAAUAGUUGUAAUUUUAGUGAAUUAAUCUACUCCAUAUCAAACCUACUCGGGGCGACACGCUUCCUGCUCAGCGCGGUGUCCGCAGGCGUCCUCGUCCGUUUCCGCCGGUUUACACUUCCGGUCAGCAUCGUCCUGCUCGCACUGGUCUCGAUUCGCACUGCUCUACGCACUCGCACCACGUCCCCAAGCACCAUCCAGAGCGACAGCUCCACCCACCGGACGCGGCAGAGUGCUCGCGACGAGUCCGCCACGAUUCCCAGUCAAGUGAGAUGAUCUUCUUCCGCCAUAUCCUUGCGCAAAGGAAUUGCACGUUAAGCUCCCAAGCUCGGUCUCGACAAUUCGACAAACAAGCUUGUGAUGUUUGUGUGGAAUCAGACGAAGCAGAGUCCGAGUUCGGUAAGGUCGACAUUAGCUCAUCGAACCGAGGGACAUCGUAAAGGUCGAAGAAAUUGAUUCCAACGAUCCGUUACUGCGAAGGAAUAGGACAGCACUGGACGUUACCUGGACACUUCUCCGACUUUCCCAAAAGUUGUGUACAAGCGUUUCGUUGAGAGUAUUGUAAAUGUAUAAAUGUUAAGUUUCUAUUGAACAUAUUGAUAAGCCCCGUACGGUGCACAUAGUGAUUGGUAGAAUGGUGAAUGCUGUGGAAACGAAAAAAGAAAAAUCCAAAUAAAAUUACACAUACUCUCAUCCAGGCACGGGUUCGCAGAAUCUAUGGAUACACGUUUUAGGUAAGUGCAAACAUUUCCGAUCUAUCACUGCAACAAAAACCCUGAGCGAAUGGAUUUGCCGAUACCAAGGUAGGAACACGGUAAUCGAAUUUCAUUCCAAGCCGGAAUUUAAACUGUAAAGUAGGGGAACCCCCCCAAAGAGCGACAACAACACGAAAACAAAGGAACUGUACAUUAGAAAUGAUAUGAGAGUGAAAAACUAAACGUAAUGAAUCAAAUUUUAGUAAAAAAAAAAAACAGAAAUACAAACAUAACGAAAAAAGAAGAAAAAAAGCAAACAUGUGGAAACAUGAUGAACUAAAUGAAAUAU
Molecule: messenger RNA, 2256 nt
Organism: Anopheles coustani
Lineage: Eukaryota; Metazoa; Arthropoda; Insecta; Diptera; Culicidae
Gene: dpr7
Exons: 7
Coding region: 1-1488 (495 amino acids)
Biological process (GO): synapse organization
Cellular component (GO): neuron projection membrane
Source: RefSeq, a predicted model, not a curated record